AUGUCAGCCUGGAAGGACGUUCCCGCUGCGGACCCUGUUCCUGCCUACCGAUUGUUCACAGGCGACCUCGAGAAGCCGUUGCUCGAUGACAGACAUUACCGCGUGCUACAGCUACAGAAUGGCUUGCGCGCGGUGUUCAUACACGAUCCCGAAGCAGACAAGGCUGCUGCCUGCUUGGCACUAACAAUAGGACAUAUGUAUGACCCGAUCGACGCUCAGGGCAUGGCGCACUAUUGCGAGCAUAUGAUUAUGAAGGGCUCUGAACCAUACCCAGAUGAAGGCGACUUUACUUCCUUCAUCACCGCCAAUGGUGGCGCCAAAAAUGGAGUGACGGGUCCCAUGUCAACCCACUACUAUUUUUCGCUCAAUCCGACACAACUCGAAGGGGGCCUCUCGCGGCUUGCAGCGUUCUUCUACGCGCCGCUCUUCACAGAGUCUCUCGCAGCCCGUGAAAUCAAUGCGGUGGACUCCGAGUUCAAGCGCAACUUACAGAACGACGCCCGGCGCCUCCUCCAGCUCAGCAAACAUCUAAGCGUAGAUGGGCACCCGAACCGCAACUUUGGUACUGGGAACUAUGUCAGCCUCACUGAUAUGGGCCGCACAGGGGACACGGACGGGGACGAAGCUUCCGUCUUGCGCGAGACGAGGCGCCGGCUCGUUGGGUGGUGGGAACGCCAGUACUGCGCUUCCCGCAUGGCGCUCGCUGUGGUCGGAAAAGAGCCUCUGGACGCUUUGACCUUGCUGGCCGCACCCCUCUUCUCGAAGAUUGCGAGCCGUGAAUACGAGCCGGAUCCUGCUGUCAAGGAACCCUUCUGGGGCCCAGAGCACAGAGGGGCGAGUGACGCCUCGUAUCUCGGGCGCUGUCUAUUGUCUGACCCCUUCGGGCUGCCCGACUUGCGCCAGCACGUGACCUCUAAGCCUGCGGCGUUCCUCGCACACUUCUUAGGCCACGAGGGUGUCGGUAGUGUCUGUGCCUAUCUGAAGAAGCAAGGGUGGCUGCUCAAUCUCAGCGCGUUUACGUCGGGUCACACUCGUGGCCCGCAGACCUUCAAUGUUGAUGGCACGCUCACGCUUGAAGGGUAUCUCCACUAUGAUGCCGUGCUGGAAACGAUUUUCGAGUACAUUGCUCUCAUGCGGCGCUCGUUCCCUUUCCCUGACUAUCACUAUGCCGAGGUCGCGACUAUGGCCGGGAUUCGCUUCCGUUUCAUGCAAAAGGGACAGCCUCACGAAUACGCCGUUAGGCUUGCGCGCGAUAUGUCUGAACCAUACCGCACGGAACAGCUCAUCAGCGGCCCUUACCUAUACCGCGGCAAAGACGACGCGACAGUGAAGCAGCUCCUGGAUAGCUUCACCCCGGAACGCGCGAAGCUCUUCCUGCAAGCAAAGGAGCAUCGAGAGGAGAUUGUAGGUAAAGACGUGCAAUGGGAGGCUGAGAAGUGGUACGGCACACAGUUUGCUGUCCGCAAGUUCGACGAGGUACUGUUGGAGAAGCUCCGGGAGGCAAGUAGCAAUACCGAGUUAGCUCUCCCUUCUGCCAAUCGUUUCAUUCCGACGGAUUUGUCCGUCACCAAAGUCGAAGUUGCGGAGCCAGCGAAAUUCCCAACUCUUGUGAAACGCACAGAUAUAUCACAGCUAUGGCACAAGAAGGAUGACCAGUUCUGGGUACCCAAAGCCCAAGUCCGCAUCGUUAUCAAGAGCCCCGUCGCAUACACGACAUCUCGUCACGCACUUCUGACCGGGCUGUUCGUUGAUCUUAUCGAGGACGCCCUUGCGGAGGUUACCUACGAUGCCGGUAUCGCAGGGCUAUCGUACGCGGUAUCAAGUCAUAGCGAAGGCAUCGACGUGACCGUAGCAGGCUACCAUGACAAGUUGGACGUUCUACUGCGUAUGGUGCUCGACCAGCUUCGCCAGUUGGCCGUGCAGGCCGAUAGACUCCAAGUCAUGAAGGAAAAGGUCAAGCGUGAUUAUGACAAUUUCUACGUCGGACAACCGUCGAAUUUGUCGUACUCGUUCGCCACGUGGUAUCUCUUACCCAGGAGAUGGACUCCUGCGGAGAAGCUUACUGAGCUGUCUUCGAUCACCGAGGGCGAUAUCGAACGUCAUCGUGAUGCACUGUUUUCGAAGACAUUCAUCGAAGUCUUAGUAAACGGUAAUUUCAGUAAAGAGCGUUCGUUGGAGCUUUUGGCUAUCGUCGAGGGAUGCCUUCAGUCACAACCUCUUCUUCCGAGCGAAAUCCCCCAUCCACGCUCCUUGCUCCUCCCUCCAGGCUCGAAUAUCAUCACGCGCAAGCGACUGGCGAACCCGAAGGAGGUAAAUAGCGCCCUUUCCUACUUUUGCCAGUUUGGCGAGGUCUCCGACAUCAAGAUUCGGAGUGUCGCCGCUCUGCUCCAUCAAGUGAUCCGUGAGCCCUGCUUUACGCAGCUCCGCACCCAGGAACAGCUUGGAUAUGUCGUAAUUGUGACGAAUUGGUCCAUCGCCAACAGCACAGUCGGCGUCGGAAUCAGGAUGCAGAGCACUCGCUCCCCAUGGCACUGUGAGGCACGGGUGGAGGCGUUUCUGGAGGCUUUCGCCGAGCGUCUCUCCGGGAUGACCGCGGAGGAGUUCGCGAUGCACAAGGACGGCCUUGUGGUCAAGAAGCUCGAGCGCGUCAAGAACCUUGGCGAGGAGACGUCCCGCUUCUGGGAAACGAUCUGCGCUGGCCACUACGACUUCCUCCGAAACGAGGCUGACGCAGAGGCGAUCCGCGCUCUCACCCUAUCCGAAGUAACCGCAGCGUAUGACAAGCUCAUACGGCCGUCGACCGGCGCACACUCCAGGAGGAAGCUCUCCGUGCAGCUCAUUUCGCAGCGGCUGACGGACGAUGUCCUGCCUCCGGCUCCCACGCGGCAGGCGGUGCUAAUCGCUGACACACAGGUAGUGGGCGUACUGGACAGGGCCGCGGGCGAGCGAGAGAGCGCGCUCAAGGCCCGUCUAGAGUGUGCGCCUGCUGUGACGCCUGUGGUAUCCGCAGCAUUGGGCGUAUAUGCGGGUGCCUUCGAUUUGCCCCCUCUAGUGAUCGGCGACGUGAUUCAAGGUUAG
This is a messenger RNA of Dichomitus squalens LYAD-421 SS1, 3078 nucleotides long. Its product is annotated as LuxS/MPP-like metallohydrolase. Gene Ontology annotation, cellular component: cytosol; mitochondrion. Gene Ontology annotation, molecular function: metal ion binding; metalloendopeptidase activity. Gene Ontology annotation, biological process: peptide catabolic process. The coding region runs from base 1 to 3078 and encodes 1025 amino acids. The record is from RefSeq and is a predicted model, not a curated record. The transcript is spliced from 17 exons. NCBI's taxonomy places the organism in Eukaryota, Fungi, Basidiomycota, Agaricomycetes, Polyporales, Polyporaceae.